Messenger RNA from Ectocarpus sp. CCAP 1310/34, 537 nucleotides. NCBI's taxonomy places the organism in Eukaryota, Phaeophyceae, Ectocarpales, Ectocarpaceae. The record is from the annotation of a GenBank genome assembly.
AUGCAGAUCUUCGUCCAAGGCUUGGGCGGCGGCCACUUCGCCGUGGACGUGAGCUCCCUCCGGGACUACCGAGUUUCGACGCUCAGAUCGGCGGUGGAAGGACUCUCGGGCGUUCCCUCCCACCUCCAGCGGCUCACCUCCGGAGCGAAGGACCUGGCCUCGCCCUCCGCCAGCCUCGACGACUAUGGUAUCGAGCACGGCUGCACGGUGCGGCUGUCCCUGCGGCUCCUCGGCGGCAUCGACUUCCAGCACCGAGAGGGUUCCAAGUUCGGGGGCGGCGGGGUCAUGUCCGAGGGCCAGGCGGCCGUGGACCGCAGGGAGAGACUGAGAAAGCUGGCCCAGGAGACGGUGGACCUGAACAAGGACCCGUACUUCAUGCGGAACCACCUGGGCAAGUACGAGUGCAAGCUAUGCCUGACCCUGCACAACAACGAGGGGAAUUACCUGGCCCACACCCAGGGCAAGCGGCACCAGCAGAACCUGGCGAGACGGGCGGCGAUGGAGGCGAAGAACGCCCUGGUCAAGCCUCAACCGUGA